This is a messenger RNA of Athalia rosae (coleseed sawfly), 1720 nucleotides long. Its product is annotated as carboxypeptidase B-like. The record is from RefSeq and is a predicted model, not a curated record. Lineage: Eukaryota; Metazoa; Arthropoda; Insecta; Hymenoptera; Athaliidae. The coding region runs from base 57 to 1571 and encodes 504 amino acids. Gene Ontology annotation, molecular function: metallocarboxypeptidase activity; zinc ion binding. Gene Ontology annotation, biological process: proteolysis. The transcript has 7 exons.
AACAUCUUCGAUAUAUAAAGAGGUAACACGAACAGCGGUAAUUUCAGUUGGGGACAAUGCACCGGCACGCGGUGUCAUCGACUUGCCGUACGCGGUGUCCGCAGAUUUUCCCCUGGAUUUUUUUUGGUACGGUCGUGUUUCUUGGAGCUUUUGACCUCGUCGUCAGCGUCCCCGUUCUGCCGGAUGCGACAGAUGCGGUCGUAGUAAGAGCCGUUGAAAUACCGGAAGAUCGUGUCACCUACGAAGGUGCACAAGUCUGGAGAGUAGUAGCUACUAAUGAUCAGUACGAGUUUGUGUCUUACCUUCAAGACACUGGAGAUGUGUCAACAUGGGUAGGGAAUGGUACAGCGGUGGAUGUUUUGGUACGUCCAGAUGUCAUUCCUAGGGUGACAAGAUUCCUCAGGGAAAGGCAGGUCAAUUACGAUGUGAUAAUUCCGGAUCUACAGCAAGCCAUAGAUCAGGAAAAUCCAAUACCCUCGUUAGAAUCAAUGGAAGAACUUGAGGGCCGCAAAGCACGACGCAUUUGGUGGCAGGGUACAGGUGCCAGGGUGCUAGGGAGCAGGGUACGGAUGCGGUUACGGGCUUCCAGAUAUCCAUAUCCUGUUCCCCGUUAUUCUAUAGCUAGUAGUGAUAGCAGCUUAUGGCCUUACAGGGGUCACCGGAUGGAGUGGUCUAGCUAUCAUCGACUGGACGAUAUCUAUGGCUACUUAGAUUAUCUGGCACAGACUUUCCCCGAUCUUUGCUCUGUUAUGUCCAUAGGAAAUUCAGUUGAAGGUCGCCCAUUAAAGGUAUUAAGAAUCAGUAAUGGUAAGCCUAGAGCACCAGCGCUAUGGAUUGAUGGAGGAAUUCAUGCCCGAGAAUGGAUAUCACCUGCAGCUGUAACUUACAUUAUUAAUUAUUUGGUAGAAAACAGCGAGGAGCUUGAAGAAGACUAUUAUAUUUUGCCCGUUGUAAACCCUGAUGGGUACGAAUACACGUUCCGAGGUGAUCGGUUAUGGAGAAAAAACAGAGGAAAUCCUGAGAAAGGUGGUGUUUGCAUCGGAGCUGACUUGAACAGGAACUUUGGUUAUCGAUGGGGUGGUCAGGGUAGCAGUAAACAGCCAUGUAGAGAAAUAUUUGCCGGCACUGGACCUUUUUCCGAACCUGAGACCAAGGCCAUCGAGCAAUUUUUCAAAACAAGUGCCGCAAACUUCAAGGCCUAUUUGACCUUCCAUAGCUAUGGCCAGUUUAUUCUCUACCCUUGGGGUUACGACAAACGUGUACCACCAGAUUACGCUGACCUAGAAAGGGUUGGAAGACAGGCAGCAGCAGCAAUGAAAUCAGCUGGUGGGGUUGGAAGCGUGUACACUGUUGGAAACAGUGCUACAGUUUUAUACCCAGCAUCUGGGGGAGCCGACGAUUGGGCAAAAGCUGUUGCUAAAAUAAAAUAUAGUUAUACAAUUGAGCUGAGAGAUCAAGGGAGGCAUGGAUUUAUUCUACCUGCCGCACACAUAAUUCCAACAGCCAAGGAAGCUCUUGCUUCCGUACAGACAAUUGCCAAAGCUGUGAAGCAGGUCGAUAGGGCACAGUGAUUAUUCAUCGUUUCAGAACAUAUUUUUUAUCCUAAAUCCUAUAAGUUAUUUCACAGAUUAUCCUUUGAUUAUUUAUUUGGCGUCGCAUCUCCAUUUUCACUUUUGUAACCCAGUAAUAAUUUGUGAUAUAAUAAAUAAGAUAAAAAUGA